This is a messenger RNA of Leopardus geoffroyi (Geoffroy's cat), 554 nucleotides long. It is a transcript of the gene S100A6, whose product is annotated as S100 calcium binding protein A6. Gene Ontology annotation, molecular function: calcium ion binding; S100 protein binding. Bases 192 to 464 code for a protein of 90 amino acids. Lineage: Eukaryota; Metazoa; Chordata; Mammalia; Carnivora; Felidae. The record is from RefSeq and is a predicted model, not a curated record. The transcript has 3 exons. Gene Ontology annotation, cellular component: nucleus; perinuclear region of cytoplasm; cytoplasm.
UGAGUCCGGCCCGGAGCCGGCGGGCGGCUUCUGCGAGUGCGCCCCGGGAGCGUCGGCACCGCGUGUGUGCUGCCCCCCAGUCCCCUCCUCCCCAACUUGCGGGACCCCUGGAGGCCGGGUCUCAGCUGGUGCCCCGUUUGCGCCCCGACCACCUCUCCUCCAGGACUGAGCUCCCAGCCCAGCGCCCAGCCAUGGCGUGCCCCCUGGAUCAGGCCAUUGGCCUCCUCGUGGCCAUCUUCCACAAGUACUCGGGCAGGGAAGGCGACAAGAACACCCUGAGCAAGAAGGAGCUGAAGGAGCUUAUCCAGAAAGAGCUCACCAUUGGCCCGAAGCUGCAGGAUGCUGAAAUCGCAAAGCUGAUGGAUGACCUUGACCGGAACAGGGACCAGGAGGUGAACUUCCAGGAAUAUGUCACCUUCCUGGGGGCCUUGGCUUUGAUCUACAAUGAUGCCCUCAACGGCUGAAAAGAAAUCAGGAAGGUGGAGACACCCUCUGUCGGUCCUAAGUCAAAUCCAGUGGUGGGUAAUUGUUCAAUAAAUACCUUUUUUGGUCAA